AUGCCAUUUAAUUGGGUGAAAAUCUGGUUCCAAAAUCGUAGAACAAAGUGGAAGAAGCAGGAUAACAUUUCCAAUUCCGAGGUCGCCGAACACAAGACCACAAACCCUUCAAAAAAUGCACCUGAAAACAACUGUAAAACCCAGAGCAGCACCGCAUCAACGAGUUCCAGUGCUACUGCUGCAACAACAGCAAUGGAAACGUCGGGAAAAAAAUCGCAGCACCACCACAACAACAAUACAAAUAACAGCUCCCAAAAUAAUGGUGGCAGCAAUGAAAAGCAUCGCACCACAGCCACGAGCGAAUUAAGCGCCAAAUUGACUGCAAAACAAGCGACCAAAAUCAAAAAACAACUAAAUGCGCUACUGGAGAAAACCGCAAAAAAUUCAACGUCAGCGAGUGUCAACAGCAACAGCGCAGCACUGGUCAACGGUGGAGGAGGCGACAGCGUAACAGCACCGAAAACUGCAGGUACCAGUGGGAAGUCGAGCAACAAAAACGUAGAGAAUGCACAACAACAUCCGCAUAAUCACCAACAACAACAACAGCACAACCAUCACCCCCACCACCACCAUCGUGUUGGCCAUCACUCGCAUUCGCAUGCUCUUCAUCGACAACACGCCAUCCCGCUGACUGUUGAGCCUGCCGCACCGUUGGAGCAGACAGAGAAACUCGAAAUCAAAUUAGAGGAAUCGCCGCAGCAUCGGGAACUGCAAUUAAGCCUGUUGCGCGCUGCCAGCAAUCAUAGUCCACUGCACUUUAGCGACAUGGAUUUCGAAAGCAAAUUGGCCGCCUCGAAAAUAUCGAAUGCGCUACUCAGUGCCAAAUUGAAUGUGGAUAGAACGGAUGCAGCUGGAAGACGAAAUGGUAGUAGCCUCGAGAAAGAGUUGCAAAAAGCAACGAGUACAGCAGCAAAGACAAGCGAAGAAAACCAGCUAAAGGUGGAGAAAGAAAGUGGGGCAGAUAUGGCAAAAGAAGAGAUGGUGAUGGAACAGGAAACAGAUGUAAAGUCGCCAAUUGUCGAUGAACAUGAUUACGAAGAGCAUGAGGAGGACAAGGAUGCAGAGAUGCGCGAUGUUGAAAAUUAAAAAGGAAGAUUUUGUGAAGCAAAC
Molecule: messenger RNA, 1110 nt
Organism: Rhagoletis zephyria (snowberry fruit fly)
Lineage: Eukaryota; Metazoa; Arthropoda; Insecta; Diptera; Tephritidae
Product: probable serine/threonine-protein kinase DDB_G0282963
Molecular function (GO): DNA binding
Source: RefSeq, a predicted model, not a curated record